Molecule: messenger RNA, 369 nt
Organism: Lathyrus sativus (Indian pea)
Lineage: Eukaryota; Viridiplantae; Streptophyta; Magnoliopsida; Fabales; Fabaceae
Source: the annotation of a GenBank genome assembly
AUGUCCCAACCCAGAUUCACUUCCACAAUCUUCCUCUCUCUUACCCUUCUCCUCUUUCACACCCAUCUCCAAAUCUGCACUUCCUUGUUAUCAACCACUGUUAGCCUCAGUUUGUUGAAGCACUCUGAAACUGAUGCAGUAAUCAAAAACAGGGUUGGAGACUGUUUAACUGAGACUGAGCUAAUGGAUUCAGAGUCAAAUAGGAGAGUUUUGGCAAUGCAGAAAAAGUACAUAAGCUAUGAUACUUUGAAGAGAGACAAGGUUCCUUGUGAUAGAGCUGGUGCUUCCUAUUAUAACUGUCAUCCAAGACAAGCUAAUCCUUAUAGUAGAGGUUGUGAGGUUAUUACUGCAUGUGCAAGAGGUUCUUGA